AUGGAUUGGAUCGACGUCGCGCAUAUCAGAGGUCAACUUUCCGAACAGGACUUGGCUCGCGUACGAGAGGCCAAAGAGCUCCUACACAAGCAUGACUAUGUCUGUGGUGACCUACGCCGGAACAAUAUCCUCAAGCCUAAGGACGGCAGUGGAGUGAUGCUGAUUGAUUUUGAUUGGUGCGGAAAAGAGGGUGAAGGGAGAUAUCCACUGUCGAUCAAUGGGGACGAGUCAUGCGGGUGGUAUUGUGAUGUCGGGCCUGGAGUGCUCAUGUUCAAGGUGCACGAUGAUCAUCUGUUCAAUGGCCUUUCGCAGAAUGAAUGA
Molecule: messenger RNA, 321 nt
Organism: Serendipita indica DSM 11827
Lineage: Eukaryota; Fungi; Basidiomycota; Agaricomycetes; Sebacinales; Serendipitaceae
Source: the annotation of a GenBank genome assembly